UUUUACAUAUAACGAAUUGUUUAAUUUUCACAUAUUUGUACAAUUUUCCACGUAAAUAAACUCAAAUCAUUAAAUAUACAUCGUUAAGGUACCAUUUAUUACACAUUUUGCACUUGAUUACGCGAAUAAUCCAAAAUUUGAGUGAAAUUCUCACGACAAUGGACGUAAAAUGUGAGCCAGAAGGUAGCAAUUGCAUCAGGCUUCUUGAAAAUUACAGUUGCAGUAAUUGCAAUUUCGGAACUACCCUUCAAGUGGACCUAUUUUGUCACUUGAAAGCCAAAAAAGACUUCAAAGUGAGGUGUUACACGUGUAGUAAAUGCAAAUUCCGGACAUUCUCACUCCUGUGUUGGUUCAAACACAAUUACGAUUAUUGUCCGUUUGUGAAAGAGCACACACGGAGAAAACUAGCUAUGCAGUGCCCCCAUUGUUCGUUUAAAGCCAAGCAACAAGCCCACGUUGAAAGACACAUCAUUGCAAAGCAUACAAACCCUGAGGAUAUUCAGUGGUUCAAAUGCAAGCUUUGCGACUAUAAAGGGAAAAUAAAGUAUGCUUUAAAUCUGCACAUGAAGCUGAAACAUACGACAGAUAACGAAGCGGAAUGUUUCAAUUGCGGAAUGUGUGAUUACAAAUCAAAGAGUAAAAGGAAUGUUAAAAGACACACUUUUACGAAUCACACAGCACCUGAGAAGAUAGUUUGGUUUAAAUGCAGUUAUUGUGAACACAGAACUAGAUUUCUAAAUAAGUUAGAUAAUCACAUUGUUGUGAAACACAGGUCACCCCAACCGGUCCAAAAGUGGCACAAGUGCACAAUGUGUGGUUACAAAUCGAAAGUAGAAGUGUAUUUAUUUAGGCAUUAUAAAACCGUUCACGGGGCGUAUGUCUUAGAGAGUCAUCAGUAAUGUUUGGUUUAUUUUUUUUUUCUCUUUAAAACACCCAAAAAUUUUUCGAAUCAAUUUUUAUUCACUUAUUAUCUAACACAUCAAUUAGUAAUGAGUACACUAAUGAAUAGGUCGAAAAUAAUAUCGACAAAUUUCGGAAUAUUUGAGACAACUUUGUGUAAAAUCACAAAAAGUAUACAAAACUCGCGCCCCAGAGAAAAAUAUCAAGUAAGACAAAAAAAAAUACGAGGAACAUGGACGCAAGUUCUGAGAUACCGGGUGAUCAAGAAUGACGUUUGAGUUGGCAAUGCUGAUUUCAUGCGUGCAAUUAAAUUAAGUUGGCAACAUUGUCGAUUUGCAUUAGAAAGCUGACGUUUUAGUCAAAAAGGUAAAAAAUCACUUUUUAUUAAUAAAAACUACAAUUUGAGUAUGUUUUAAAUAUCACUUAAUUACAAUUAAUAAAAUUCCCACUUAUUAUGAAA
Molecule: messenger RNA, 1360 nt
Organism: Tribolium madens (black flour beetle)
Lineage: Eukaryota; Metazoa; Arthropoda; Insecta; Coleoptera; Tenebrionidae
Product: RE1-silencing transcription factor-like
Exons: 2
Coding region: 159-899 (246 amino acids)
Biological process (GO): regulation of transcription by RNA polymerase II
Cellular component (GO): nucleus
Molecular function (GO): DNA-binding transcription factor activity, RNA polymerase II-specific; RNA polymerase II transcription regulatory region sequence-specific DNA binding
Source: RefSeq, a predicted model, not a curated record